This is a messenger RNA of Nannospalax galili (Upper Galilee mountains blind mole rat), 2156 nucleotides long. RefSeq names its product EDAR associated death domain (gene Edaradd). Lineage: Eukaryota; Metazoa; Chordata; Mammalia; Rodentia; Spalacidae. The transcript has 6 exons. Gene Ontology annotation, molecular function: protein binding. Bases 185 to 808 code for a protein of 207 amino acids. Gene Ontology annotation, biological process: signal transduction. The record is from RefSeq and is a predicted model, not a curated record.
GGAAGCGGAGAGGAGGAGGAAGAGGAGGAGGAAGAGGGGAGGGGCAGCUGGGUGCGCAGAGCCCUGAAGGCUUGCUCCCCGCGCACAGCAGCAACAGGCGUUGAGGGCCAGCGCUCCCUCUGUCCCCCGGGUCCCAGAGACCGCCCAGCUCCACUCCACACUCAUCUGUCCACUCUCCGCCCUCAUGGCUUCUCCGGAUGACCCUGGGCACACAGAUCACAUGGCGAAGGAGCCAGUGGAGGACACAGACCCCAGCACUUUGUCCUUUGCCAUGUCAGACAAGUAUCCCAUUCAAGACACCGAGCUCCCUAAACCCAAGGAGUGUGACACAGUCACUUCAAGCUGUCCACAAAAUUCUGAUGAGCAACGUCAGCACCCGGGAGAAGAAAAGGAUUUCCCCGACAGCGCUAGAGAUCCUCAUUCAGGAGUCAGCCGAGACCAGCCCUGUAAGGUAGGCUGCACUUGCUCUUCCUGCUUACUCCGGGCCCCCACCAUCAGUGACUUGCUCAACGAUCAGGAUUUACUAGAUGUGAUCAGGAUAAAGCUGGAUCCCUGUCACCCUACCGUGAAGAACUGGAGGAAUUUUGCCAGCAAAUGGGGCAUGCCCUAUGACGAACUGUGCUUCCUGGAGCAGAGGCCACAGAGCCCCACUCUGGAGUUCUUAUUUCGCAACAGCCAGAGGACUGUGGGCCAGCUGAUGGAGCUCUGCAGGCUCUACCAUAGGGCCGAUGUGGAAAAGGUGCUGCGCAGGUGGGUGGAUGAGGAAUGGCCCCGGCGGGGGCACUCAGACCGCUCCAUGCAUUUCUAGAGCCCCAUUCUGGCACUGACCAGCAUGGGCAGAGUAUGCAACUGCCCUUACGAUUUUCAAAUGAGGACAUGGGAUGGGCAGUGAUUGUCCUGAAGCCAGUGGCUUAUGGACGGAUGGAUUCUGUUUUGGUGGAAGGUAUUUGUUUCCUUUUGCACAUUUAAUUUAAUAUUUGAACCUGGAAUUUGGAAAGUAUUUUAUAGACUUACGCAGGGGCUGAAGCCUAAGGUUGGGUUUUUGUUUCAUUUUGUUUUGUCUCUUCAUGGCCCCUGCUAGCCUGGAACUCGCUAUGUAGACCAGGCCAGCCUUGAUCUCACAGAGAUCUGCCUGCCUCUGCCUCCCGAGUGCUGGGACUAAAGGCAUGCGCCACCACACCUGGCAUGAAGCCUAUAGUUGGAAUAGAAUCAUGCCAGGCUGGAAAUAAAGCGACCCUCUCCUUAAGUACUGCUGAAGACUGCAGUGGGAUCCAGACUGUGGAUGACUCUGGUCAUGUCUACAUCAUCCCGUGCAGGACCCUUCAAGACCAGCACAUUCCUGGCUUUGAGGAAGCUGGCGUAGAGGAGUCACCCUGGUCUGUCCACUGUUGCUUUAUAAAGUGCUUAGAUUUGUGGGAUGCUGUGUGUGGCCCGAAAACAAAUGCCACGUUUUUUAUCCAAGUGCCUUUGUAAUCUAUGGUCAAUUUAUGCUGUCAUUUGCUUUAGUAUCAUUUUUAAAAGAAACAUCAAAUUUGAUGGUUGCUAGGAGGGCAGAGUGGGUUAGUACACACCAUGGUCACGGCAGUGGCAAAGGGCAGUUCUCAAAGUGCCUUUGUGGGGCUGGAGAGCUGGCUCAGUGGAAAGUGCUUGUUGUGCAAGCAUGAGGAGUUUGGACCCCCAGAACCUCAUUAAGGAAUGCUGGGUGGGUAUGGUGUCCAACCUGUAAUUCCAGCACUCAAAGGGCAGAGACAGGUUCCCCAGAGCCAGUGGCUAGCUAGACUAACCAAACUGGUGAGCGCUGGGGUCGGGAUAGAGACUGCCUCGAUGAACAACGUGGAGAGUGGUCAAGGAAGUCCCUCAACAUCAACUUUGGGACUCUACAUGUACACGUACACCUACACACACAUAUGCAACCACACACAUGCAAACAUGCAUAUGUAUACACAGGCACACACAUGCUAAAAAAAUCAAUACCCUUUUGUGAGGCUGGAGAGAUGGCUCUGGGUAAAGUACUGGCUGUCAAACCAUGAGGAUCUUAGUUCAAUCACCAGCGCCCACAUAAAAGCCAGGCAUGGUCACACAUGCCUACAAUCCCAGUACUUGGAAGUCAGAUUCAGGUGCUCUCUGGCCAGCCAGUCUAAUCAAAUUGGCAAGCU